Vicia villosa (hairy vetch) is the source of this 2487-nucleotide messenger RNA. RefSeq lists its product as uncharacterized. The record is from RefSeq and is a predicted model, not a curated record. The coding region runs from base 1 to 2487 and encodes 828 amino acids. Gene Ontology annotation, molecular function: catalytic activity; nucleic acid binding; zinc ion binding. Lineage: Eukaryota; Viridiplantae; Streptophyta; Magnoliopsida; Fabales; Fabaceae. The transcript has 4 exons.
AUGUGGGUGCGUAAAGGAGUUAUUAGCAUUAUUGAUCUCAGUAAUGAAUACUUUCUAGUAGCUUUUUCACAUGAUGAUGAUAAGAAGUUAGCAAUGUUGAACGGUCCUUGGUUUAUAUACGAUCACUAUCUCACUUUCAAAGAUUGGAGACCAAACUUUCAACCAGAUAGCGAUUCCAUUGUUGAAGUGGCUGUUUGGGUGAGAAUAUCGGGAUUGCCCAUUGAAUACUAUGAUCUGAGGUCCUUGACAGCUUUUGGGAAUCAGAUUGGUAGCACGAUCAAGGUGGACAAAACAACUAUUAAAAAAGAACGCGGGAAAUAUGCUAGAAUAUGUGUUACAGUCAACUUAACUAAGCCUCUUCUGGCCAUGUUUGAAAUCAAUGGCAGUUGCUAUAAAUUUGAGUACGAAGGUCUCCAUCUUUUGUGUCUCUCGUGUGGUAGAUACGGGCACUAUAAAGAAGGUUGCAUGCACAGAGAAAAGGAGAGUAAUGUUGUUGAUGAUAGGAAUACCAUGAGAAUGGGAGAUAAAGAUGUGCGUAUGAAUGGAGAAGGCAGUGGAGCAAAGUAUGUUGAUAAUGGUCCAUGGCAAAUCGUGCAGAAGCCGAGAAGGAAUAAGCGUGCUGCUGAUGGCCGGAAAGCUUCUUCUCCGGCGAACUUCAAUGGGAGCAUUAAUGGAGUGGGAUCUCGUUUUCUUGUUUUGGAGAAUGAGGAUGGCGUAAUUAAUACUAUUACUUUGGAGAAUAAUGUGGAGACUGAAAAGGUAUCUGAGGAUGUUGGUGUGGCACAAAUCAUGCAUGGGAAUAAUAUUGCUACCAAUAAUAGUAGGAGAGAGAAAGUGAAUAUGGGGAAAGAGAAAGUUACGUAUGGGGGACCAAUUUUUAAUCUCUCACCAUAUUUGACCAAUUCAGUCAAUGAUUUGGCUAUCCAUGGGGACACAAUUAAGGAACACAUUAAUAGCAAGAAAGGUGGGACCAUCAUGGGGAGUGGUAGGAGACGUCACCACGUAGUACCACAAGAAAAUAAAAAGUUCCAUAUAGCAGCACGUGGGGGAGUAGCAGUGAAGGAAAAUGCUAGCAGCAUUAGUAAAAAAGGUUUGGAAGAUAUCUUCGGCCAGUCUGCCAGUUCUGACCAAACUAGAAUGGAGAAGGCAAAUAUCUUCACCAUUGAGAAACCACCGGAUCCUCCGAGUGUUGAUGGUACUGGUAGUCAAGCCAUUGAUGCAGCCAUGAAUCUGAUGACUGAUUGUUCAGUUGGUACUGUGGUUGGAAAGGAUAUUAAUUAUGAAUAUUCAGUGGAAGAUGCUGCUAGCAGUGCUUUCUUUAGAAUUUGCAAACAAUAUGUAGAUAGCCACAAGCCUUCUAUGAUUGUUAUUGUUGAGACUAGACAUCUUUUGUGGGAAGAACUGAUUAAUCUGGCUGCUAACAUCAAUGAGCCUUGGAUGUUGGCAGGAGAUUUUAACGAUUUAGCUGAUCCUAGUGAUAAAAAAGGUGGUGCUCCUAUUUCCGUGAGAAGGUGUAAGAAUUUUCUGAACAGAGUGAAUAUGUGUAAGCUUAAUGAGUUGGUGUCGCAUGGUCCUAAGUUUACUUGGAAAGGUCCUGUUUAUCAUGGUGGCCAAGACAUUUAUGAGAAGCUUGAUAGAGUUAUGAGCAAUGAUUUGUGGAGAUUGAAUUUUCCUGAUGUUUUUGUUAAGGUGUUGGUGAGGGUAGCUUUUUCUGAUCAUCACCCUGUCCUCAUUAAUCUUAAGGAGGAUUACGUUUGCCCUAGGAUCCAUGAUUUCAAGUUUGAAAGUGCAUGGAUGAUGCAUGAGACUUAUCAGGAUAUGUUGAAAGGCUGUUGGCAGAAGGACGACAAUUUGAACCAGAAUCUCAGCAAUAUCGUUAAUGGUAUUAAGCAGUGGAAGUUUGAAACUUUUGAUCAAGUGCAUCGUGGUAAAAGAUCCGUUACUAAUAGGCUUAAUGGUGUGCAAAGAAGUCUUCAAAUUAACGACAAUUCUGGUGGUAUGAAGGCGCUUGAAAUAAAACUUCAAAAUGAGUUAAGUAGAAUUCUCAAUCAAGAAGAACUCAUGUGGUUCCAACGCUCUAGAACGAUGUGGCUGGCAGACGGUGAUAGAAAUACUAGAUAUUACCAUAUGAAGGCUAUCAAUCAUAGAAAAAGAAACAGAAUCUUGAUGCUUAAAGAUGAUAAUGACUCUUGGAUAGAAGACAGUUCUCAACUUCAACAGCAUGCGACUAAUUUCUAUAUGAAUUUGUUUUCCUCUCCUAACAGAUGGAGUAAUUGGAUGCAAACUGAUAUCAGCUUUCCAAAACUUGAGCAUUUUGAGCUUAAGCUCUUGAAUGUUCCUAUUUGUGCUGAGGAGGUCUAUAAGGCUCUUUUCUCUAUGAAGCCUUGGAAGGCCCCCGGUCCCGACGGCUUUCCCGCGGGGUUCUAUCAGAAGGCUUAUGACGAAUUAUCGAAAAAGUGUCAUUGGUAUUGGCAGCGCUGCUUGUAA